AUGGCAGCGAGCAGCGUGUCCGUGCUCCUCGUCCCUGGGAGCGGGGACGGCGCCCAGGCGGGACGGGCGCGGGCCCUCACAUGGUGCCCGCUGCCCCGAGGCGGCGGUAGCGGCCGUUUUUCCGCGGCCGGCGGCGUCUGCCGCACCGCCUCCUCCAACCGGGGUGUUUCUUGCCGGCGUCGCUGGCGCCGCUACGUCCAGAAGGCCGCGUCGCUCAGCAACGCGGCGGACGCGGCGGGACCUGCGGCCAUGGCCUCCAAGGCGGGCAAAAAGAGGGGUCUCGGCAGCCCGAACAACUCGAUGCAGCAGGGCGCCUCCGCCAAAGAGCUAGAUCUGUAUCGUUUGGGAGCGUGGAGAUUUCCUGUUUGGCCAGAAUGGACUGAAGCAGAUAUCAAUGCAGAAAAAUGGGAUGUUGCAAAAGUUGGAAAAGAGAAAGAAAAAGCUGGAAAAAGUCCCACUUCACAUGUCUUUGAGGAUCCUGAAGGGAAAAUAGAGUUGCCAGCAUCCCUAGAAGUGCAUUCAUGGAAACGUCCACAAGAGUUUUUAACAAAUAAAAUUCCUGUGGUUGUCAAAAAUGAAACCUCAUUUGACCUUUUUUCAGCAAAUGAGCAUAUACUUUGUAGUGAGCUAAUGAGAUGGAUUAUAAGUGAAAUCUAUGUAGUCUGGAGGGUAUAUAAUGAGAAGACCCUAACUAAUGAAACAUCCACACUUUUUUGGAAACCAUGGGAACACAUUUAUGCCUUAUGUAAAGCUACCAAGGGACACAUGCCACUGUACAAUAGCUAUGGAAAAUACGUAGUGAAGCUUUAUUGGAUGGGAUGCUGGAGAAAGAUCAUUGUGGAUGACAGUAUGCCUUUCAAUGAAGAGGAUAACUUGUUACUACCAGCUACAACCUGUCAAACUGAACUUUGGCCAAUGUUGCUGUCCAAAGCUAUCAUUAAGCUGGCAAAUAUUAGUAAACAUGAAACUGGAAAAAGAGAGCUGGAGGAAUUCACAGUUGUACAUACACUGACUGGUUGGAUACCAGAAGUUAUUCCUCUCCAGUCUGGAUACUUGGACAAAGUCUGGAGCUUUUUGAAAAAGAUUGUGCCAGAAUUCAAGUUACCAAAUAAGAAAACUCCAGAACUUGAUAAUCAUCAGUCAGACAGAAAACCUAAAGAGACCAAUGGAUCAGAGUUAAAAAAUGAAGUUUUAUCUGUGAAUAAGCAGUCAGAUAAACAUGAGAAAGCAGAGAAACAUGAGAAAAAAAAAGCAGAGCUGAAAGAAAUUGGAAAGAAGAAAAGCAAGGAAGUAGAAAAAGAAAAAAACAAGUUAGCAGUUCAGUCUUCACAAAUGUUUGCAGAAGCCCAACAUUGUUUUCAGACCUUAGCUGACAAAUCUUCUGUGCCAACCCAGCCAGAAAUGGUCGUGUAUGCUGGCUUUAUACCACUAUAUUUGUUUGAAGAGGAUAUUUUUUCAUUAAGAAAAAUGUCUGAUUCUUCAGAGAAGCUGAGGCACUAUGGGCUUUCCCACACAUAUAGCCAUCCUGUCCUGAUUAUUAAGACUAGGUCCUGUCCUCUGGUAGCACCGCCAGAACUGCCACCAGUUCCUCGUUGGAAACUUUUCCGUCAGAAAAAAGAAACUGUUGUGUCAUCUGAACCUCAAGAGCCUGUGGUAGAGAAGCCUGAAGAACAUGUGGAGAUUGCUAGCCUAUUUUUGAAUUACAAAUUGGAUCCUAUUACAAUACCCACAUACAACCACGUUCCACAGUCUACCAUCAAAAAAGGAUUUGAUUCCCUAUCCUGUCUCCCUUCUUUUGCUGAAAAUGAUGAAAAUGUAAAUGACAGUAAUGUGGAUAUGAAUCAAAGUGAGAGACACUCAAAUGCAGAAGAUAAUUCUCAGGAGACCACCCUCUUUCGGCAGAAAAAUGCAGAGAGACCCAGUAAAGAAGAAUUACAUGAGACUAGUAGUUUUGAUUCAAAACAAAUGUCAGAAACAGCUGAUACUAUUAUGAACAACCAGACAGAGAAGAAAUCAAAGGAAGAAAUCAAAACAGAAAGGACUUCUGUUUCCAGGGAAACCUGGAUUAGCUUUGAGGAGUUCUGUGUUUGUUUCCAGAACCUGUAUGUUUUCCACAAGCCACAUACAUAUGCUUAUAACUAUCAGAAGACAGAUUUUAAG
Molecule: messenger RNA, 2160 nt
Organism: Mesitornis unicolor (brown roatelo)
Lineage: Eukaryota; Metazoa; Chordata; Aves; Mesitornithiformes; Mesitornithidae
Product: androglobin-like
Exons: 19
Biological process (GO): proteolysis
Molecular function (GO): calcium-dependent cysteine-type endopeptidase activity
Source: RefSeq, a predicted model, not a curated record